Mollisia scopiformis is the source of this 663-nucleotide messenger RNA. RefSeq lists its product as uncharacterized. The coding region runs from base 1 to 663 and encodes 220 amino acids. The record is from RefSeq and is a predicted model, not a curated record. Lineage: Eukaryota; Fungi; Ascomycota; Leotiomycetes; Helotiales; Mollisiaceae. The transcript has a single exon.
AUGUCUUUCAUGUCAGACACCCCUCUUCCUUUGAGACCGACGCCCAGAAGACCAUGUCCUCGGUGUCCGCAUCGCCUUUCUGAUUUAGCGUCGCAUGUGGAGCCUGCUGAACUUUCGGCAGAGGAAGAGGUUAAGACGAUAGAGGGUCAUGCUACUUCGGAGAGUGAAGAGAUACCGGCAACCACCAGCGAAUUUGAGACAUGGAGAGACUUGUUAGAAGAGCUGAAGGGGAAACGGGUCCCUGCCUGCGAUGAUGAUCAGAAUAACGGCAAACAACCAGCAACGGACGAGGCUCAGACCGAUCCACCAAUCUACAACGAGCGAAAGAAAGACAUUCUCGUUGACAUGAGUCUGGAGCAUCUCGACGAGAAAGCUGAAGCCGCGGACAAAGAUUCUUCAGGUGUUGCCGCCAUAAAGAAUAAAGAUGUCCCCAUCAGAAAAGGCAUCUUGAUCAGAGCAAGGACAAAAUCUGAUGGUCUGCAGAAGAAGAAGAGCGUCCGGUUUCACAAAGGAUGUAAGGGAGAUGACUCCUUCGAGGACGAGAGCAGAGGUUGGAGUCCUGUUCCUUGUGAGUACCAUGUCGAAAUGGAUAAAGAGCCGGAGGGGAAUGAGGAAGGUGAGAGGAAGCCCGUAGAGGAAGAAGAGGAAGAGAACAAAGCUUGA